CUAACCACACCACUUAUAUAUGAUCAUCAAGACAAGAGAACCAAUCAAAAGAGAAAAAAAUGUCUGAUGUUUUUCUAAGUUUCAGAGACGUCGACACUCGUCGCAACUUCAUCAGUUUUCUCUACACAGAACUUAUACAAAACAAGCUUCGAAUUCCAUCUUUCAAAUAUGAUCUGCAGAUAUCUCCGGAGGUCGAAAGAAUAUCUCCGGAGCUCGAACGGGCCAUCGAGGGGUCGAGAUUCGCAGUUGUUGUCGUCUCUGAGAAUUACUCUGCUUCCCCUUGGUGUCUGGCAGAGCUUGUGAAGGUUAUGGAUUUCGUAAGAAACGAUUCCAUAACCGUGAUUCCCGUCUUCUACGACGUUGAACCCUGCCAUGUGAGGAGGCAGAUCGGUAAAGUCGCUGAACACUUUAAGAUGCAUGAGGCUAGAGAAGACCAUGAGAAAGUGCUUUUAUGGAGGCGAGCGUUGACCGAUUUGGGGAAUUACUCCGGCAUUUGUGCAUCGAAAUGUGAAGAUGACUCGAAGAUAGUAGACAAAAUUACUGAGCUAAUAUCAAAAAAUCUGAUGAAUGAUACAACAAGAAGCAAUGGGAGUGAUCUUGAGGGGACUGGUGAACACAUGAAAGCUUUUAAGCGAUUAUUGAAUUUGAGCUCUAAGAAAGGUGUGAGACUGAUUGGGAUUUCGGAAAGAGGAAGCAACGGUAGAUCGGCUAUAGCUAAAGUAGUUUAUGAGAGCAUUUCUCAACAUUUCGAAAGCCAUUUUUUCAUGGAAAGUGAGAAAAUGAUUUACAAAGAUCUUCACAUGUCACAUCUCUUUGAAGAGUGGAUGAUUCAAAUAAGGCUCGAGAACAAAAAGGUUUUACUUGUGGUUGACGAUAUCAAAAAGCUUGAACAGUUCGAUGUUCUUGCAGAUGAUAUUAACAGUUUUGGUCCGGGGAGUGUAGUUAUCAUCACUACACAAGACAAGAAGCUGCUUUCCUCUUCUGGCAUAAAACUUGUUUAUGAAGUAGAGUGUCAGAGAUUCGAGGAUUUUCAUGGACACUUGAGAGAAUUAGCCUUCAAAGAGAAAGACAUUUCUGCUGCGUUGGAUUUGUUUUUGUAUAGGGCAACAAAUCUUGCAAUGGAUGUAUGUGGUAGAUCAUUUGAUCUGGUUAGGGGAAAGUUGAGAAUGAGUAACCUUAAUAUGAUGUGAUUGUGGUUUAAAAGCAGUAAUGUUUUUCUAUUUUUGGAGUAGGUUAUUAUGGUGUGUAGACGAAUAUUAUUAUUUGAUUGAACUUAAUGAUA
This is a messenger RNA of Capsella rubella, 1282 nucleotides long. Its product is annotated as TMV resistance protein N. Bases 60 to 1190 code for a protein of 376 amino acids. The transcript is spliced from 2 exons. Gene Ontology annotation, biological process: signal transduction; defense response. Lineage: Eukaryota; Viridiplantae; Streptophyta; Magnoliopsida; Brassicales; Brassicaceae. The record is from RefSeq and is a predicted model, not a curated record.